Fulvia fulva is the source of this 279-nucleotide messenger RNA. RefSeq lists its product as uncharacterized. The record is from RefSeq and is a predicted model, not a curated record. NCBI's taxonomy places the organism in Eukaryota, Fungi, Ascomycota, Dothideomycetes, Mycosphaerellales, Mycosphaerellaceae. The coding region runs from base 1 to 279 and encodes 92 amino acids. The transcript has 2 exons.
AUGUGGUAUCGGCUUGACCGUCGCCGCAAGAAGCGCAACACUGAGGUCCUCGGUGAUCGCAUGCGCGAUGACGAGCCUGAUGCAGGACCAACUCGUCGACCUGUUACCGCCGCUCAGCAGGACAGCGACAGUGAGGAUGGCUCUGAAGCCGAGUAUGGAUCUGACUUCGAGAUACCUGACUUCACGCCCGAUGACGAGAACAAGCCACCUCCUCACCAGCCUGGCCAACAUCCAAUGCUUUCUAUGCCUGCAGUCGAUGAGUCAAGGCAUGACCCUUGA